UGCAUUUGCAUAGUGAAUGGGAGAAUUAAAUUGGGUCUCGCUUAAUACUAUACUUGUCUAUGGCGAAUUGUCAUUAAACGCCAUCUACCGAUCGACAGAAAACUGACAGUCGACCGACCGACAGCAGACGGAAGAAUUUCAUCCAACCACUACCAGCCCACACACGUCUUUUCUUUCCUAUUCCAUUGUUUUCUGUCGCAAAAUACAAUCGUAAUUUCACGCAGCAGUGAUUUUUAUCAAACCCAAUCAAAACAUGUGUUAAAACUGGACAGUGUAAUAAAGUGUACAAGAGUUAGCGGUGUUAAAAAACAUAUUUCCAGGAAUGGAGCCGUCACCCACAAACUCCGACAUCUUACUAUCAAGAUUAUUAUGAAUUGAAACAGCGAACCCUCGCUGUUAUGUCUCCUCUUAAGGUUUAGUUUGUCAACACUCCACAAUGGACACACUGCAUGUGGGCCACGGGCACAGCGUCGGCUCCAGCAGGAGCCAAUCGCCGUCUUGUACGGAGUUAGCGCAGCCUGCCACCGACGCCAUCAGGUCCCGCGUGCAGUCGCCCUCCACCGCGCUCCACAGCGAGCCAUCAUCCAGCUCGUCGUCUCGUCAUGGCGACCGCGUCACGCAUCACGUCAAGUCGCAUUCACGAGACCUAGGCAGUAGUCCGCUGUCUCGGGACCUAGGUAGCAGUCCCGCUACCACCGGCAGCGUGUCUAGAGAUCUAGAAGAUUCUCCUCAGAAAAAGAUCAUAGCCGGCAUCAUCACGCCGGCCGAGUACGCAGCCGCGGUGUACCACAGUCCUAACAACACGUCUUACCUCUCAUCUGCCGACGAGUACGGCUCACCGGCCUAUAGAGCAGCAGAUGGUGACUACACGAACCAUGACGACAACGAUGGUGCGAACACAACGUCGUCUAAAGCGCAAGCCGCCAUCAUGCAUCUACAGAGCAAGGUCGAGCGGACUAAGGAGCUAAUACGACUGGAGCAGACGAUACGGGAUGACAACGUGAACGAGUACCUGAAGGUAGCGGCCAACGCCGACAAGCAGCAGCUGCCCCGCGUCAAAGCGGUUUUCGAGAAGAAGAACCAAAAGUCCGCGCUCUGCAUCGCGCAGCUGCAGAAGAAACUAGAAGGAUACAACAAGAGGAUCAAGAAUUGGGAGAUGGUGAUUUCACAGCAACACGGGUCGAGCGGGCAGGCGCACCGGCAGCCGAGGGAGGUGCUCAGCUAUAUGGGACAAGGAUUGAAGAGUGUAGGAGGCAACAUCCGCGACGGCAUCACGGGACUCGGCGGCAGCGUGAUGGCCGCGCCGAGAGAGUUCGCGCAUCUGUUCUCUCGCUCUAACCGCUUCGGCUCCGCGGACAACAUCUCGCAGCUGGCCGAAAACACAGGUCCUUCCCCACCACACGCGGAACUGAGAGCGAACGCGUCCUCCGAAGGCUCGCGCGCGUCCGAGGCAGGGGAGGCCGCGCCCAGAGGGUCCACCUUGCCCCGCGCUGCUACCUCGCCCGCGCCCAAGUUCUCCCCUGAGGCGUCCCCUAGCAGCAGUGUCACCAGUGAAGGCGCCGUAUACCCGACGCAGGCGGGCUCCAACAACUUGUCCGAAGCGGCGCUCAGCAUCAAGCCGAUCCUCAGUGAGCUGGCCGCGCGCCGGGAGGACUACGAAAGGCUUGCAGAGAAACUCGACGCGCUUAAGAAUUUAUCACAAGAGGUGUCAGACCUGACAGAGCGGUUGCAGGAAGAACGGUUCAAGACUGAGCGGUUAGAAGAACAAAUCAACGAUCUCACUGAACUACAUCAGAAUGAGGUUGAAAAUCUAAAGCAAGCGUUAACGGACGUAGAAGAGAAAGUGCAAUAUCAAAGCGAAGAGAGGAUACGGGACAUUCACGAAGCGCUCGAUCUCUGCCAGACUAAAAUUAGCAAACUAGAACAAUGGAUGGCGGGCGGCGUGGCGGGCGGCGGCGGCGCGGGCGGCGACGCGGGCGUGGCCGCGCUGCCGCCGCGGCUGCUGCUGGUCAAGCUGCUCAACGUGGCGCUCACGCUGCUGCAGCUGGCGCUGCUGCUCAUGGCCACCAUCGCCGGCGUGGCCAUGCCCUUCCUGCGCACUAGAGUACGAGUCCUAACAACAAGCUUAGCUGUAAUGGUGGGCGUGAUGGUCCUGAAGCAGUGGCCGGAGGUGACGCAGCUCUCCGAGCACCUGGUCCGGCGGCUCAAGGAGUACCUCCUCGACAAGCACCAUGACAGGUAUGAAUGCAAUGCGUUAUGUGGUUAACUAAACUGAAUUCGGCGUUAUUGGUGAAUUAGGUAAAAUAUUGCAAUUUAGUCCUGUUUGUUUUGUCAUUUUGCCAGCAAAAUAUAUCUAACAUGGACGAAAUUGUGUUAAAAUACUUAAGAUAAGUUAAAUAUAUUCCGGUUGUUGUUUGUGAAAAGUGAAAUUUGACGAUUAUUUUUGACAUAAUUGAAUCAUCUGAUUUAACUCGAUUUGACUAUUCAUUAGCGACAACUAGUGGUAUAUCAAACAAAUGACAUUUGAAAUGAAACAUUUGAUAUGGCUAUCAAUGAUAAAAAUAUUUUUGACAAUACUUUGACAGAAUUCUUAAACUGUUGUAUUGUAAAAUAGAAUACAAGCGGGGUUAAUUGGAAUGUAUGUUUUUUAUAUUAUUGUUUACUGAUGCCAACUUGUAUUUUAUUCUAUAAUCAAACGUGUAUAUUUUUUGUGGUGGCGUGGUGUUAAUCAAAUAAAUUUAAACUUUAUUUCGCACAGAACAAAGUUGCUUUUGUAUUUAAUCGUAUUCAAAAGCAUACAACAAAGAACUUGUUGUAUUAUUAAGCAAAUAAUUUGCAAUGUAUAGUAAGAUAGCUAGCUUAUCAUUGUCCUAAUUUUACUGUUUGAAUAUUUAUCCCACGCUGCUAAAGAUGAUUUAGUGUCAUGAAUGCUCAAAUAUACAUAAUAUUUUAGCCAAAAUGUACAGAGGCAUCUCAACGCAUGAUACUAAAAUUACUUACCUACCUAAAACUUUAGAACGUUUUGUCUGAACGAAAAUAUAUCAGUCGCUGUAUUAUGUGAAAAGCUACCUUGUGCCAAUUUAGAUUGGUUGUUUUUUUUUCACUUUUAACAGGCGUCUAGGACACUUUUCGCUAUCGGCUAUAGUAGACUAAGUCAGUCAAGUGGGCUGUCUCGACAUAUAACAGUGAUAUUCAUAGCUGUAUGUUACUUUAGUUGCGCUUUAGUAUAAUAAACAAUGUUUUAUACUCGGGCUGGGCCCGACGUAGGUCAGUGGUUGGUUUCUCGCUACUAGCGUCUACUCAAGGCUAGAAUUUUAGUCAAAAUCUCGAAUUCAAGCGACAUAUUUAUCACAACUCCUUCUUCAUUGUCGUAGGUGACGGACAUUUUAUUUAUCUUUAGUUUUUUCCGGAAGCUCGGCGGUAGUAUUUUCAAUCAAAUUAUUUAUCCGCCACGUCGGGUUUCCGGGCAAACGGAUGUAGCACAUUGUAAAUAUUAUUUUUACGGGAGAGGUAACUUUUGCCAUCAAAUUAGCUUUUAAAAUAUUGUGAAUAUUUUUUUUACGGAAGGCUUUAGACGGUAGACGGCGCGUUACUGCUCAUGUAUAGUACUACGAUUUGUAAUAUACGUCUUAGCAAUAAUAGCAAUCGCUGAUAAAGACAGAUAGGAGUACCUCACCAACGUUUGAGAAACGACACGAUUGACAAAGCGCAUACUCUAAAUUGUAGUACUGUAAUCUUUGUAAUUUUUUAGCAACUGUGGAUGUCGUAGUCAAUUUUUAAUAUUAUAAUGCAGAAUAAAAUAACAUAUGUAUAUUUAGCGAAAUAUCCUCUAGCGCGGAGUGCGGCCGCUCGUCCGAGAUAGUAUUUUAGUGCAUGCAGUUAUUUCUCUCAUAAAUAUUAUUAUUCAAGUGUCUUAAUCAACGGUUAGCAAUAAUAUACUAGGGUAGAAACUGUAAGAAGUCACUUGAAACGUUAAGCGACACAUCUAAGAAAUCAAUUCAUUGAUAACAAAAACAAUAAGAUGUCUCUGAAGAGAUCAGUAGAGUUCGUAAUGAACAUCAAGCAAGGACUUAUACAAAAUGUCCAGUAUUUUAGAAUAGUAUAGUCAUGCGAGCGUCCGCACUCUGUGUUAGGCUCGGUGAACUACCUAGCAAAAUCUUUUUAUUAAUAAACUAAACAAUACGAUAUUGAUAUUUUUAAAGCGAAUACAUUCCAAAAUUUCUUACGGAAUAGCGAGUAUGAACAUAGCCAAUACUUUAAAACUAGAUUUUUAGUCUAAAUCGCCGAGUUGACCAGCGUUGUUGCGAUGUACAAACUAUUGAGGUUUUGAUGCACUCGUUCGUUAAGUAGUCGAUUUAAUUAUGUACAUAUUAUUUACGUUUUGUUCUGAAUAAGUUUUUUGUGACGUUCAUUGGCUCCUCGCAUGUUGUUGACGAAUGUAAAUGUUGUGCAUACGAACGAAAUGGCAAAUAAAUAAUUAUUAUAUACAGCCAAUUGUUGGACUUUUCAUUAUUGUGUUAUGUGAGAAUGAAUAUUAAAGUACCUAUUACUGCAAUGUGUUAAAAUAUAAAUAAUGAUUCAAUGUUUCAAUCAAUUACAAUUACAAAAUAUUUAAUUUAGUCCCUUUUUUUGUACUCAGUGAACCAAGAAAGGUUUGACAAUUUUAGACGCAUCUAUAGCAAUAUGCAUAUAACAAUUUUUACUUCAAUAUACUUAACACAUUCAUGAGUGGGUACCUGUUCAUAUUUUUAAAUAAUAAUAGAUUUAAAUUAUUUUCCUGUUAACUUUUUCUUGGUUCAUUUCGUAGAAAAACAUAGGUAUACCUGAUAUUGUGCCCCAUAUGUAAAUUAGGAAGAAAUCUAUGACAAUUAAUUAUUUCACAUCCUAUAUUAUCUCUAUUUCAAGAACGAGAAUUGAGUUCCUAUAAUUUGGUUAACGAUAUUAAAUUAAUUAUAAUUUUAAAUACAUUAUAUCACACUGAAUCGAUGAAAUUAUUUAUUAAAUUUAUUUUAGUUGUGAAAACAGUAAAAGCAGAGAUUAGACAGUUAUAGAGGAUUAAUAAAAUCAAACAUAAAAUUCAUGCCCUGGAAGUUGUAAAUAUUAGGUUAGAUAGGGUGAUAGAAACAUUGUACACGUGACCCGAACAAAAUAAUGUUUCUCUUACCCCACAUGGCCUUACAAAGACAUUUUUGAAUCUCAUUCGAAGUGUCGGUAACUUUGGCACUCUAUUACAACUUUCUAUUCUCUGAUAAGUUAGUUGUUCACGUUGUACCUAUCACAUUGGUUUUACUGUUUUGUAUCUCGUGCUCGCCCAUCGAAGUGAAGUUGUAAAUUUGUAUUGAAUGAGAGUAAGAUGUUGUACAUUUUGUUGCCGGCUAUGGAUUGAAUUAAAUCAUCACAAAGUAUAAAA
This is a messenger RNA of Cydia pomonella (codling moth), 5410 nucleotides long. It is a transcript of the gene Dmtn, whose product is annotated as transmembrane and coiled-coil domains protein 2. Lineage: Eukaryota; Metazoa; Arthropoda; Insecta; Lepidoptera; Tortricidae. The record is from RefSeq and is a predicted model, not a curated record. The transcript is spliced from 19 exons. Gene Ontology annotation, cellular component: endomembrane system. The coding region runs from base 437 to 2266 and encodes 609 amino acids.